Molecule: messenger RNA, 1374 nt
Organism: Rubroshorea leprosula
Lineage: Eukaryota; Viridiplantae; Streptophyta; Magnoliopsida; Malvales; Dipterocarpaceae
Source: the annotation of a GenBank genome assembly
GAGAUGCUGGCUAAGGAAUCGGGUGGUUCCACCUUCGAUCUUCCCGAGGAUGUCUUGCAAGUUCUACCGUCUGAUCCUUUCGAGCAGCUCGAUGUGGCCCGCAAAAUCACAUCCAUUGCUCUCUCGACACGUCUCUCUUCCCUCGAGUCAGAGUCCUCCGCUCUGCGCUCCGAACUCGCCGAAAAGGAUGAACUCAUCGCUCAGCUUCAAGCGCAGAUUGAGUCCCUCGACGCCUCCCUCUCCGACACCGCCGACAAGCUCACCCGUGCUGACCAGGAAAAGGAGAGUUUGUUGAAGGAUAAUGCUUCAUUGUCCAAUACUGUGAGGAAGCUUCAGAGAGAUGUUUCCAAGUUGGAGGUCUUCAGAAGGACACUUAUGCAGUCACUUCAAGAGGAUGACGAAAGUUCUGGAAGAAGCCCACAGAUCAUUGCAAAACCAACACCAACAGAAGAUGAUGCAAGCUUGCUAUCAAGAACUUCUUCAAUGCGAAGCCAGUUCUCCGAAAUGGGAAUUUCAUUUGCAGGGGAUCGUGAGACAGAUGCCUCAAGACAUGGCAUAUCACAUGGCCUCUUGUUAGUAUCACAAACAGGCACACCUCAACUAACUCCUCCAGGUUCUCCCCCAAGCCUGUCAGCUUCUGUGUCUCCAACAAGAACAUCUAAGCCAGGGUCUCCAAGGCGACAUUCAAUGUCCUUUUCAACUUCAAGAGGCAUAUUUGAUGAUAGGUCCUCCAUAUUUUCUUCUGUGUCAUCAGGCCAUCACAGUUCAAUAUCCAGCUCUGACACAGGAUCACACCAUGGACGCACUCGGGUUGAUGGAAAAGAAUUCUUCCGUCAAGUCAGGGUGGACUGUUCUGGUAUAUUCAUGAGUUUUUGCUUCCUUUAUCAACUUACUCUAGAUGCAACAACUUUGACUAAUUUUAUCAAAAAUAUUCUCAAAUUCUUGCAUCUUGAUUAUUGUACUGUCUCUGAAUUCUUGCCUGUGCUUGUGAGCCGGUUGUCUUACGAGCAAUUUGGUGCAUUUCUGGCAAAUGUCAAGGAGUUAAAUUCCCACAAGCAAACAAAAGAAGAAACGUUACGCAAGGCUGAGGAGAUUUUUGGAGAAGAUAACAAGGACCUUUAUAUAAUAUUUGAGGGCUUGAUGACUCGCAACCUCCAUUAGAACAUCUAGAUGAUACUCUAGCUAGGAUUCACAAGCAUGGGCUUUACCAGGUUGAGAUUUAGUUCAGAUUUUGUUGUUGUAGGGUAAGUAAUAAUGCCUGCUGUAUCCAAACUUGUGUUAAAAACUCACUUCUCCUGUUAUUAUAUCUUCCAUUUCAACUGUAAAUUUGUCUUCCAAAACCUCUAGCAUGUCAAAUGAACAUAAAAAACAAAA